Molecule: messenger RNA, 2784 nt
Organism: Drosophila bipectinata
Lineage: Eukaryota; Metazoa; Arthropoda; Insecta; Diptera; Drosophilidae
Gene: heix
Product: UbiA prenyltransferase domain-containing heix
Biological process (GO): menaquinone biosynthetic process; vitamin K biosynthetic process
Cellular component (GO): endoplasmic reticulum; Golgi membrane
Molecular function (GO): prenyltransferase activity
Source: RefSeq, a predicted model, not a curated record
AGGAAAGGUAUGACCUUAUUUCGGUCAGCGCUGACGUGACAGUUGAUUUGUUUGAUUAAAAUAAAUAUAAGAAAUUAGAUAAAUAGGUAUUCAAUUAAAGAUAAAUCAAUCAAUCAAAGAAGGCGCCAGAAAUCAGAGCUUCAAACGCCAUCGAGGAAAUCAGCCAAAAGGAGCGCAGCGUCGGAGGCCAAGAGGUGAAAUUGGGAGUGAAAUUUCGUGGUUUUGGAAGCUGCAGAAGCGCCCUCCCCCCACGGCAGCCCCCUAGGCAACUACAGCACCCCCCCACAAGAUGCUGUGUAUACAAUAUUAGCGAUUAUUGAAAGCACACGCACAUACAGCACCUGGCGAAACGUUGUUGGCAGGAGGAGAAGAAGGCGGAGAAAAGCAGGAGGCGGCGGAACAGGCGGAGAAGGUGGCAGAGAAAGAAGCAGACCAGCCGAGAAGCAGGCAGAGCGGUAGCGGCAGUGGCGCAGCGCAUGUGCCGGCAUCCGAAAAACACUAUUUAACAUUUAAGCUUUUGUAAACAAUUGGCUGGACCGGCGACCAAGGUCAAAUACACAACGAAAGUUGGCGAUUGGUUCUGUUGAGUUAUAGUCGAGUGCCCGCCAGUAUUCCUGUGCAGUUUGCAAUGGCAGCAACUAAAGAGGAGGAGACGGAAAGCUCGCACUCCCAGCUGUUGUCCAACGGAAACCCUACCACAAAUGGGAUUCAGAAGAGAGCCGGAAAGGUGGAAGCAGAAGCGGCACAAGCGGAUGGAGCAGAUGGAAGAUCCCAAGGAGUAUAUGCAGGUUUAGGCAUAGAUUCAAAAGGACCUCCCACAACCGGAACCUUUAUGAAAUUGAAAACCUAUCUCCUAGCUCUGCGUCCCUGGUCGCUGUCAGCUAGUUUGGUGCCCACGCUCCUCGGAUCGGCACUCGCCUACCGGUCCCAGUGGUCGGCGGAGUUCUCGUUGGCCACCUUCUUCCUCACCGCCUUUACAGUCGUCACAGUCCACUGCGCCGGCAAUGUGGUUAACACCUACUUCGACUUCAUCAAGGGCAUUGACAAGCAAAAAGCCGACGACCGCACCCUGGUGGAUCACAUUCUUACCAAGGAUGAGGUGGUGUCACUGGGUGCCAUUCUCUAUAUGGCCGGUUGCGGUGGAUUCGUUCUGCUGGCGGUGCUCAGUCCAGCGAAAAUGGAACACCUGGCGCUGAUCUACUUCGGCGGACUAUCUUCGAGCUUUCUGUACACUGGCGGCAUUGGUUUCAAGUAUAUCGCCCUGGGCGAUCUGGUGAUCCUGGUACUGUUCGGACCCAUUUCAGUGCUUUUUGCUUUUAUGUCGCAAACGGGCCAUGUUGACUGGACGACGAUGGGCUAUGCCAUCCCGUUGGCCCUCAACACGGAGGCCAUAUUGCACAGCAAUAACACACGAGAUGCGGAAAACGAUCGACGAGCCGGAAUCGUAACGCUGGCCAUUUUGAUAGGACGCACUGCCUCGCACGUUUUAUACGCCAUGCUGCUAUUUGCACCCUACUCGCUGUUCUUCAUCUUCGGGUUGAAGUACUCUCUGUGGUUCCUGCUGCCACUGGUCACCCUGCCGCAGGCAUUUCAAAUCGAAAAGCGAUUCCGGAACGAGCAGACAAUGCACCUGGUGCCUCGGCAAACAGCCAAGCUGAACUUUUUCUUCGGCAUCCUAUACAUUGUGGCCUGCUGUUGUGCAACCCAGUUGCCCACGUUUGGAUUUAGGAAACAUUGAAUCGCUGGCCAAACAGAGGCAAAGUAAUCAGAGAAUCGGAGAAGAAACUGCUGCAACGUUUUUAGGGAAUUUCAUUAGUUUUUAGUCAGUGUGUCAGCGUGUGUAGCGAGAUUCUGCAGUCCUUGUCAAUUUUCCCACAAGUUGCACAAUUUUCUAAUGCCUGCUAGUCGCCCGUUAGUGUCUGAAUCUUUGAACUGAACAUAUCCUAGCCCCUGUAGGAGGGCCAUUCUUCUGACAAAGGAUCUAUGGAGGAAAGAUAAGCCAUUUUGUAAUGGAGUUUAAUCAAGAUUACUAUUUAUUUUCAACUUUGAGAUGAUUUUAAAUCAAAACGUAUUGUGCUUCCAUGACAAAAUGUCUUAUAGUUGUCCAAAGAUCAUACUCCCCCCAUACUCCCUUUUUAUUUAUUGUAUCCAUCGUCACAACAAUCUCUAAUCUUAAUCCAAUCGUAAUCAAUAAUCAUACUCUUCCUCUCGCGCGUUGCGAAUUACGGACCAAGAAUGUGUUAAAUAACCGGUAAUAGCUAAUGCAGACCCAAAUUCAAUAUAUAGUAUAUAUAUAUUCCAACAAAAAUAUAUAUAUCAUACGUUAUCCCACAUUCAUUAGGGUGCAAUUACUUAAGUUUUCGCGAAUCAAAAUGCAGAUUUACUUUAUAUAUAUAUAUAUAGAAGUGCUUUGAAAGUUUUUAUUUGGCAAUAAGCUGGCUUGCUUUUUGUGUAAUGAUUGUUAGAGUUUUUACAUAAAAUAUAUAUAUACACAUACAUAUAUGCAUAAAUACAUAUAUUUAUAUACACAUCUAGAUCAUGUAAGCCCAGUGGCCGGUUCAAGAGUGAGAAUAUCAAACAGAACACAAAUUUAAAUUUUUAAAAAAAAUGAGGAAUUACUACGUAUAUAGGUAGAGACGAUGUCAAGGAUCAGAAGGAGCCAACCAAUUGUUUUCCAUUAAAAAAAAAAAAUAGCAUAUAUGCAUAUAAACAAAUAGCUUUAAAAUAACAACAAGAGAUGGAGGAGGAGACAAGGCCCAUUUGCAUUCAAAAUCCAUUUGUAAU